Messenger RNA from Colletes gigas, 3847 nucleotides. RefSeq lists its product as uncharacterized. The transcript is spliced from 5 exons. Gene Ontology annotation, cellular component: cytoplasm. The record is from RefSeq and is a predicted model, not a curated record. Bases 586 to 1536 code for a protein of 316 amino acids. Gene Ontology annotation, molecular function: nucleic acid binding; 3'-5'-DNA exonuclease activity. Gene Ontology annotation, biological process: DNA catabolic process. NCBI's taxonomy places the organism in Eukaryota, Metazoa, Arthropoda, Insecta, Hymenoptera, Colletidae.
CAGAAUUAUGAAUCAUUUUUUGGGGUUAGGAAAAUGGCGAUUAUAUAUAGUUUCCGACGUAAUCGACGUAUUCUACACGUUUUCAGUGUUUCGACGUAUUUUACAAGUUUUCUACAGUCUACGGUAAAUAACUGACGACACCCGUCGAAAACCCAUCACUGGUCAGGUCACAGGUCACACAAAGAUAACGCACGAACAUCUAAUAAGAAAAACCGAUCAACCGUACUGCAGCCACUGCCCCACUGAAACCCACACAGUAGACCACAUCCUAUACCAGUGCAGGAGAACCGAACCCCAAAGACAGAAAUAUGGGAUAAAACCGGACACAGCCCUUACAGCUCAGGCCCACAUAGAGACGCGACGCUGCCACCAUGGUGACUCAUUCCAAUAGAGAUGCCACCCUAACGUCCUGACCACGUCAACAUUCCAGAGGGCGAUCCACGACGACAGCGUUACGUGGAAAUCCACCGCCAGAUCGCGACACCGCCCCCGGAGGAAAAUCUAACCAAGUUGAAACAUCUUGUUGCAUGUUAAAUUGUAUAUAAAUACAAUUUCAAUGUGAUCAUCAUUAAAGAUUUUUUAAAAAUGAUACGAACAUUUAUAUUUUUUGAUCUGGAAACAACUGGACUCAUUACAAGAAAUUGUAUGCCAAAAAUCACUGAACUGUCAUUAAUCGCAGUAUCGAGAAAUGCUAUAUGCGAUACUACAGAUCCUUUACCAAGAGUGUUGCAUAAAUUAGUUUUACCAAUACAUCCAAAUAAACAAAUAUCUAAAGAAAUUCAAACAUUAACAGAUUUAUCUAAUGAAAAUUUGGAAGAAGUUAGAUCUUUUAACUGUGAGACGUACGACACAGUGAUAAAUUUUAUACACCGACUUACAGCGCCAACUUGCUUUGUAGCUUACAAUGGAAAUAAUUUUGAUUACCCAAUAUUUUUAUCGGAGCUUAAAAAUAUUAACAAGGUUCUCAGCGAAGAAAUUUUUAGCAUCGACAUGAUCAAUUUAACUAAAGAUUUCUUUGCGAUUAAAAAGGAUCCAAUAAAACGAGUAAGCAAUGCAGAAACUAUUACUCCUAACUCUUCUACUACCGAUGACACCAGUACUCUGCUAAAUGACGGUUACGACCAAAUGCUAUCCGAUGCGUUAGAUUCUAUUAUGAGUCGAGAUCUUAAUAACACUAAUAAAAAUAAAUUUAAUAAUGUGCUUAACACACCAAAAAGCAGUUGUUACAAAAAGAUAAAAGAAAUCAAUGAAAAAACACCUGAGAGUCAGAUUGUGAAGAUAAAACAUUCUAAUAAAAUCUCUCAGAAUAGAAAAGAAAAUAUCACGCGAAGAAGAUUAGAUUUUACGAACAGUCGACCAUCUAAUUUUAAGUUAUCUACUGUUUGUAAACACAUUGUCGGAUCUGCUCCUGAAAAUGCACAUAGCGCAGAAGGAGAUUGUCUCACUAUGAUACGCUGUGCAAUUCAGUUAGGAAACUUUUUUGUCGAAUGGGCUGAUUGCAAUGCAGUACCUAUGAUUAAUUACAACAAACAAUAACAACUUUAAUAUAUAUUUUACAUAUAACUUUUACUAAAAACGGUAUAUGAAAAAAUAUAUUAAAACUAUAUAUUUGAAAAAUGUCGAAUACGUGUGAUAAAAAUAAAAGUUUCUCACAAUGUUACAUAUAUAUACAUAUACAUAUAUACAAUCUACAUAUAUUUUGAAGUCAAAUGAACAGUGACAUUUAAAGAAAAAUAAUUGUUAAGUAGAUAUAUAAAUCAAAAAUAUGAGUGAAGAAUAAGAGCGCAAAAAACAAGGAUACUGAAACGAGAGCUCAUCGUGAAUAGAUAUGACCGAUCUAAUUGUAUUGACUAAUAAAUCAUUGUUCUCUUUUGUUUUUACAUAUAUAUACAUCGAAAGAUAGCAAAUAAAAAUAGAUUUUUAUAUACAGUUGUCUACAAAAGUGUUCGUAUACGAAACUGAAAUGGGUUCGAUUCAAUUUUACUGCUGUUUACAUAACGUUUGUUAGUAAUGUGGUUAUAUAUAAUUAAAGUACAUUUUUUAAUCUUCAUAACUGCGUAGGAGUAAUUAAAAAUAAAUGUUUUUUUUUAAGUAAAUAAAAUAUAUUUAUUGAAAGGUGAAACAGUGCAAAGUGCAAGUGAAAAGUGCAAAUAGUUCAGUUAUAAAAUUAGCCUAAAAAUAUGAGUCGCAAUUAGAAACGAAGGAAAGCAACCGUCGAAAAACGAGAAACUAUCAUUAAUACAUUUAAAAAAGAAAAAUCAUUAAAGACAUUACAUGUGAUGGAGUUGCAUGAGUGUAAAGGGGAUGGACAAUUUGUACAUAAUCGAUGAAAUUAUGGAUAAAUAUUUGUUUAUCUAAAUAUACAGAAUUCUUUGCGGCACAGGAUUUCAGAUAAUGAAAUAGACCUAUGUUGCAUAGAAAUUUUAUUGCGUUUUAAAUUAAACAAAAUUGGUAUAUUUUUAUUAAGAAAGGUGUCACGUAAUGUAAAAACAUAAAAAAAAAUAGUAAUAGUUGUUGCAAUAAACCUUCCGCUUGCAACAAUUGAUGAACCUGUAUUGGCAUGUUGAAUGUUGCCAACACGAGUGAAUACAUUUGCAACAUUUGUUGAAGAUAUUACCAACUGCUUUAUGUAAAUAAGACGAAAUAUAAACCUAUGCGCGCGCAUGCAGCUAUUGCAAUAUUUCGAGGUGGGACUAAAAAUGUCCCACCAUCCAUUACGGUGUAUCAAAAAGGUGGGACACUUUUAAUCCCAAUGUGCCCCAAAGAGUUAAAUACCUCUCUAGUCCCCACGUCUCAAUUCAAUUGAGCGUCUGUGGGAAGAAUUGAACUAAAAACUUAGAAAUAAAUCGAUUUCGAACCAAGAAGAGUUAGAAAACAUUUUUAAAUCCGAAUGGGAGGACAUAAAUGAUGAAAUUACUUCAAACUUGGUACAAUCAAUGUAGCAAUGAUUACAAAUUAUAAUUCUAGCGAAGGUUAAUACUACAAAAUAUCAGUAACCUUUAAACUGAUAUUAUUAUUAAGCGAACGAAAAUUUUUGUGGCCUGAAACUUGUACCAUAUAAUAAAUAUGAUUUAUUUAUUUAAAGAAAAAAAGAUCCAUUUUUAUUUUCUAUCAAUUUUAAAGAUUAUGAAAUGUACUAGAAUUAUAUUGUAAAUACAUUCCGAACAAAUGUUAUGUAAAUACUGAUAAAACCGAAUUGAAUUUCAUUCUCGUGUACGAACACAUGGGUAACUGUAUUUACAGGGUGUUUACCAUCCCUGGGAGAAAUUUUAAUGGGAGAUUCUAGAGGCCAAAAUAAGACGAAAAUCAAGAAUACCAAUUUGUUGAUUGAGGCUUCGUUAAGAAGUUAUUAAUGUUUAAAGUCCCGCCUGUAAAACGGUAAUCUGCGAACAGCUGCGUGCAAGCGAUAGUAUUUACAGUUACUCACAAAAUUGAGCGUACACCUAUGUAGUUAAUAAAAACUUGUGGGAAAAUGAACAUAAAAAGAAAUAUUUAAAAGUAAAAACGCAUUAUACAUUUUACUUGUACAUUUCAGCAGAUAAUGCGUGAAGAAAUUUUUAAACAAUAUUGAUAGUUCAUUUAUGUUUAACAAAAACUUCAAAAGUAUGCUUAUUUUAUCGUCACAAAAUUGAGCGUACAGUUUAUUAGUAACUAGAAAACUAACUUUUGUAAAACUUCUCAUGGUUUACAAUUCAUUCCAUUGUAUCUAGUGACAUAGUUCCGUUGCUAUGAUACGUUUGAUUUUCAUUUGUCAUUGUUUAUUAGCGAAAAUUUGCACUAUGGCUUCACGAAGAUCAGAAAUUGAUAUUUCUGUGCGAAAAUUAGUUGUUAAAUUGUAUUGCCAAGG